CUCGCCGGACCCGAGAGAGAGCGUCGCCGCCAUCUUAGUUGCUGCCGCUGCCUCCAGCAAGGCGCUGCUCUGAGGCGGGGAGGGCGCCGCGUCCCGAGGGCGCGGCCCAGCGUCACGGCGGCGGCGGCGGCGGCGGCGGCUCCUCCUUGGAUCCCCGGAGCUCGCCGCGCCGCGGAGCAGCCGGCCCCGGGCCUCUAAAGCUCCGAGAGCUCCGCUCGGCGUCCCGCUCGCCUCCCUGCCGCUCCCGCCCCGGGCUGGCGAUGCUGCGCCGCCCCGCGUCCGCGCUGGCCCCGGCCGUCCGGCUGUUGCUGGCCGGGCUGCUGUGCGGCGGCGGGGUCUGGGCCGCACGAGUUAACAAGCACAAGCCCUGGCUGGAGCCCACCUACCAUGGCAUAGUCACAGAGAACGACAACGCGGUGCUUCUCGACCCCCCUCUGAUCGCGCUGGACAAAGAUGCGCCUCUGCGAUUUGCAGGUGAGAUUUGUGGAUUUAAAAUUCACGGGCAGAAUGUCCCCUUUGAUGCAGUGGUAGUGGAUAAAUCCACUGGUGAGGGGGUCAUUCGCUCCAAAGAGAAACUGGACUGUGAGCUGCAGAAAGACUACUCAUUCACCAUCCAGGCCUAUGAUUGUGGGAAGGGACCUGAUGGCACCAAUGUGAAGAAGUCUCAUAAAGCAACUGUCCACAUUCAGGUGAACGACGUGAAUGAGUAUGCGCCCGUGUUCAAGGAGAAGUCCUACAAAGCCACGGUCAUCGAGGGGAAGCAGUACGACAGCAUUUUGAGGGUGGAGGCCAUGGAUGCCGACUGCUCCCCUCAGUUCAGCCAGAUUUGCAGCUACGAAAUCAUCACUCCAGAUGUGCCCUUUACUGUCGACAAAGAUGGUUAUAUAAAAAACACAGAGAAGUUAAACUAUGGGAAAGAACAUCAGUAUAAGCUGACCGUCACUGCCUAUGACUGUGGGAAGAAAAGAGCCACAGAAGAUGUUUUGGUGAAGAUCAGCGUUAAGCCCACCUGUGCCCCUGGGUGGCAAGGAUGGAACAAUAGGAUUGAGUAUGAGCCGGGCACGGGCGCAUUGGCCGUCUUUCCAAAUAUCCACCUGGAGACAUGUGACGAGCCAGUUGCCUCAGUACAGGCCACAGUGGAGCUAGAAACCAGCCACAUAGGGAAAGGCUGCGACCGAGAUACCUACUCGGAGAAGUCCCUCCACCGGCUCUGUGGUGCCGCCGCGGGCACUGCCGAGCUGCUGCCGUCUCCAAGUGGCUCCCUGAACUGGACUGUGGGCCUCCCCACCGACAAUGGCCACGACAGCGACCAGGUGUUUGAGUUCAAUGGCACCCAGGCAGUGAGGAUCCCGGAUGGCAUCGUGUCGGUCAGCCCCAGAGAGCCAUUCACCAUCUCCGUGUGGAUGAGACAUGGGCCUUUUGGCAGGAAGAAGGAGACGAUUCUUUGCAGUUCUGAUAAAACAGAUAUGAAUCGGCACCACUACUCGCUCUACGUCCACGGGUGCCGGCUGAUCUUCCUCCUCCGUCAGGAUCCUUCUGAGGAGAAGAAAUACAGACCUGCAGAAUUCCACUGGAAGUUGAAUCAGGUCUGUGAUGAGGAAUGGCACCACUACGUCCUCAAUGUGGAAUUCCCAAGCGUGACUCUCUAUGUGGAUGGCACGUCCCACGAGCCCUUCUCUGUGACUGAGGAUUACCCGCUCCAUCCAUCCAAGAUAGAAACUCAGCUCGUGGUGGGGGCUUGCUGGCAAGGUGGCGACCUGCACAUGACCCAGUAUUUCCGAGGCAAUCUCGCUGGCUUAACUCUCCGUUCCGGGAAACUCGCAGAUAAGAAGGUGAUCGAUUGUCUGUAUACCUGCAAGGAGGGGCUGGACCUGCAGGUCCCCGAAGACAGUGGCAGAGGCGUGCAGAUCCAAGCACACCCCAGUCGGUUGGUAUUGACCUUGGAGGGAGAAGACAUCGGGGAAUUGGAUAAAGCCAUGCAGCACAUCUCAUACUUGAACUCCCGGCAGUUCCCCACGCCUGGAAUUCGCAGACUCAAGAUCACCAGCACAAUCAAGUGUUUUAACGAGGCCACCUGCAUUUCGGUCCCCCCGGUAGAUGGCUACGUGAUGGUUUUACAGCCUGAGGAGCCCAAGAUCAGCCUGAGCGGCGUCCACCAUUUUGCCCGAGCAGCUUCUGAAUUUGAAAGCUCAGAAGGGGUGUUCCUUUUCCCUGAGCUUCGCAUCAUCAGCACCAUCACGAGGGAAGUGGAGCCUGAAGGGGACGGGGCUGAGGACCCCACAGUUCAAGAAUCACUGGUGUCUGAGGAGGUCGUGCACGACCUGGAUACCUGUGAGGUCACGGUGGAGGGAGAGGAGCUGAACCACGAGCAGGAGAGCCUAGAAGUGGACAUGGCCCGCCUGCAGCAGAAGGGCAUCGAAGUGAGCAGCUCUGAGCUGGGCAUGACCUUCACAGGUGUGGACACCAUGGCCAGCUACGAGGAGGUUUUGCACCUCCUGCGCUAUCGGAACUGGCACGCCAGGUCCUUGCUUGACCGGAAGUUUAAGCUCAUCUGCUCGGAGCUGAAUGGCCGCUACAUCAGCAACGAAUUUAAGGUGGAGGUGAACGUAAUCCACACGGCCAACCCCGUGGAACACGCCAACCACAUGGCUGCCCAGCCACAGUUCGUGCACCCGGAACACCGCUCCUUCGUUGACCUGUCAGGCCACAACCUGGCCAACCCCCACCCAUUUGCAGUCGUCCCCAGCACUGCGACCGUUGUGAUUGUGGUGUGCGUCAGCUUCCUGGUCUUCAUGAUCAUCCUGGGGGUGUUUCGGAUCCGUGCCGCACAUCAGCGGACCAUGCGGGAUCAGGACACCGGGAAGGAGAACGAGAUGGACUGGGACGACUCCGCCUUGACCAUCACCGUCAACCCCAUGGAGACCUACGAGGACCAGCACAGCAGUGAGGAGGAGGAGGAGGACGAGGAGGAGGAGGAGAGUGAGGACGGCGAGGAAGAAGAUGACGUCACCAGCGCAGAGUCGGAGAGCAGCGAGGAGGAGGAGGGGGAGCAGGGCGACCCCCAGAACGCGACCCGGCAGCAGCAGCUGGAGUGGGAUGACUCCACCCUCAGCUACUGACCCGCGCCCCCGGCCACCUUGGUUUCUGCUUCCAAAGACUCUGCUGCCAUCUGUUCUCCCAGUCCCAAGGGUCCACGAUGUACAAAGUCAUUUCAGCCAGUAGGUGUGCAGACCCCUUCCCGCUACGAUCGUCGCCGUGCUUGGUGUGUAGGACCCUAGGCUCCCGCCUGCCCUCUGCCUGGUCGCUCUCUUCAGUCCCACGAGGAGCCGACACGUCCUCUCUGGCCGCCAUCCGGCUCGCACAGGGGCCUCGCAGCGCCUCAGGCCCUGCAUUUGUGUCUGGAGUCUCCCGCCCCGGGGAGAGGACGCUGGCCCCUCGCACUCCAGAAAGCCAUGCCAGCUGGACUCGCUGACAAAGGGUAAAACAUGCUCACUCCCACCUGGUAAUCAUUUUUUUCUUUUUUUAAAAAAAGUUUUUAUUUUUUCCAAACUAGUGCAUGUAUAAAUAAUGGCAGGAUGGGGGGUACUGUGUAGAUGAGUAACUGACUUUUUAAUAUUUUGUAAAUAAAUCGGAUUCCUUGUGUCCUUUGUGCUAGUGUAACCCGGGACUGGAAUGUAAAGUCAAGUUCAGAGCUCUGAGCACGGGCUCUUCCCACCGGGCCCUCCCUCCCCCGACCCCGAAGGGAGAGGCCCAGCCCCGUCCCAGCCCCGUCCCAGCCCCUGCUCAGGUCUGAGUGUGGCCGGGAGUCAGGGUCACAGGCCUUUAGCUGUGCUGCUCAAGAGACCGGACCAGGGCCGCCCUUUGGCAGCUACAAGUAGCCGGGCCUCACCUUUGGGAUUCGACCUGUUCCUAAUUUGGCGUGGGGUCCGGGGGUGCGGGGUCCCUGGCCCCUUUUCCACACUCCCCCGACAGCAGCUCCCUGCGCAGUGGCCUGGUCUCACCGUGUGCAGCCUUGUGGUUUAUGCUUAGAUGUGCAUUUCCCUGCUGGUAAAAGGAGACACUGACAGGUGUCCUGCAGACCGGCUGACCACUCCCUUCGGAGAAGGCAGGAGGCCUGAGUGAUCCGUACUCAGAACGUCCAGCAGAGACCCAUGGCCUGAAGGCAAAGUGCUGGAAUUUUCCAAAACAGCCUGUUCUCUCCUCUCUCCUCCCCAGAGCCCCCGCCCCCGUGGGAUGCCUCCUGCCAUCGGGGGGGGGGUUGAAAUCCCUCUCCCCCAGGAGCCCUGCUGCUGUGCUCGGUGGUAGGGCAAAAGGAGAGAGAACAGUCAUGGUCUAGAACCCACAUAGCACUUUGCUCUUAGUUACAUGUAAACUUUUAGAUUUCUAAAACGGGUGGGCAAUCAUUCUGAAUACUGUUCUGUGACCCUGACUGCUGGUUCUGAGGACACUGGUGGCUGUGCUGUGCUGUGUGUGGCCAUCCUCCAUGUCCUGUCCCUGUAGCUGCUCCGUUUAGACAGCGGACAGACACUCACGCCCAGGGGAUGUCCUCAUGCUGUCACCGCGCGGUUUCCCUUCGCAGAUGUGUAUAUUGAUGAUUGACAGGUCAGAAAGUGUAUCUGCUACAAUAAAGUUCUGGUUCUAACU
Molecule: messenger RNA, 4644 nt
Organism: Piliocolobus tephrosceles (Ugandan red Colobus)
Lineage: Eukaryota; Metazoa; Chordata; Mammalia; Primates; Cercopithecidae
Gene: CLSTN1
Product: calsyntenin 1
Exons: 17
Coding region: 261-3119 (952 amino acids)
Biological process (GO): positive regulation of synapse assembly; positive regulation of synaptic transmission; homophilic cell-cell adhesion
Cellular component (GO): cell surface; postsynaptic membrane
Molecular function (GO): calcium ion binding
Source: RefSeq, a predicted model, not a curated record